CGGCGCAUGCGCAGUGCUGGCGGUGAGGGAAUCACAGGCCUGGCUGCUGCUGGAGGAGGAUCUGGGCUGUCGGUGGGUUUGGGACUAAGCGCAGGAAGCGACUUCGCACACUGCGAGGAGCCCCGGGUGGCCAGGCGGCGUGGGGAGCCGGUUGCUGAAACUGAAAGGAGUAGAGGAGCCAGUACUUUAAUUUUGCGUGGAGCUUUUGGAAAAUUACUGCAAUGCUGUAAAUCAGAACCUCAGUUAAGUUUGGUAGCUGUAGUGGGAGGGAAGUGGAAGAAUCCAGUGACAGCCACCAGAGUUUUAGAAAAUGCAGAGUUUGAUGCUGUUCUGUAGAAGAGGAUAUAUUUAAACCCACAUUCGUCUGAAGGAUCAGUGUUUAUCCUAAAUAUCACGGUUUAACAUCCCAAAAAGUAUAAGAGGCAGACGUACAAAUGUCUACCACAAGACUAAAGUGUGACAUGUUAUGUUCUUUACCAUAAGGACCCAUAAAAUGAGCUCCAUUACAGACAGAGAUGAUGGUAGUAUUUUUGAUGGUCUGGUGGAAGAAGAUGACAAGGAUAAAGCAAAAAGAGUGUCUAGAAACAAGUCUGAAAAGAAACGUAGAGAUCAGUUUAAUGUUCUCAUCAAAGAGCUUGGUUCCAUGCUUCCGGGUAAUGUUCGGAAGAUGGAUAAAUCCACUGUACUGCAGAAAAGCAUUGACUUUUUACGGAAGCACAAAGAAAUCACUGCACAGUCAGAUGCCAGUGAAAUUCGACAGGACUGGAAACCUACAUUCCUUAGUAACGAAGAGUUCACACAGUUAAUGUUGGAGGCUCUUGAUGGUUUUUUUUUAGCAAUCAUGACAGAUGGAAGUAUAAUAUAUGUGUCUGAAAGUGUAACUCCCUUACUUGAACAUUUGCCAUCUGAUCUUGUGGAUCAGAGUAUAUUUAAUUUUAUCCCAGAGGGGGAACAUUCAGAGGUUUAUAAAAUACUGUCUACUCAUCUGCUGGAAAGUGAUUCAUUGACCCAAGAAUAUUUAAAAUCAAAAAAUCAAUUAGAAUUCUGUUGCCAUAUGCUGCGAGGAACAAUAGACCCGAAAGAACCACCUACAUAUGAAUAUGUAAAGUUUAUAGGAAAUUUCAAGUCUUUGAAUAAUGUCCCCAACUCAGCGCACAACGGUUAUGAAGGAACUAUCCAGCGGCCCCAUCGGCCUUCAUAUGAAGACAGAGUUUGCUUUGUAGCUACAGUUAGGUUAGCUACACCUCAGUUUAUCAAGGAAAUGUGCACUGUUGAAGAACCCAAUGAAGAGUUCACAUCUAGACAUAGCUUAGAAUGGAAGUUCCUAUUCUUGGAUCACAGGGCACCUCCAAUAAUAGGCUAUUUACCAUUCGAAGUUCUGGGGACAUCGGGCUAUGAUUACUAUCAUGUAGAUGACCUAGAAAAUCUGGCAAAAUGUCACGAACACUUAAUGCAAUACGGGAAAGGGAAGUCAUGUUAUUACAGGUUCCUGACAAAGGGGCAGCAGUGGAUUUGGCUACAAACACAUUACUAUAUUACUUAUCAUCAGUGGAAUUCCAGGCCAGAGUUUAUUGUCUGUACACACACUGUAGUAAGUUAUGCAGAAGUUCGAGCAGAAAGAAGGCGAGAACUUGGUAUUGAAGAGUCUCUUCCAGAGAUAGCAGCAAAUAAAAAUCAGGACUCCGGAUCUGAUAAUCAUAUAAACACAGUCAGCCUCAAAGAAGCAUUGGAAAGAUUUGAUCACAGCGGUACACCUUCUGCUUCCUCCAGGAGUUCGAGGAAAUCUUCGCAUACUGCAGUCUCAGAUCCAUCAUCAACGCCAACAAAGAUGACAAUGGACACUAGCACUCCUCCAAGACAAAACUUAUCUGGUCAUGAAAAGACUGCACCAAGGAGGUCAUCACUUAGUAGUCAGUCCUUAAACGCCCAAUCUGUUGGACAACCAUUAGCACAGCCAAUGAUGUCUCAACCUGCAACUUUGCAGAUCCAGCCAGGCAUGUCCCAGCCUAUGUUCCAGUUCUCAGCCCAAUUGGGAGCCAUGCAGCACCUAAAGGACCAGUUGGAGCAAAGAACACGAAUGAUAGAGGCAAAUAUUCAUCGGCAGCAAGAAGAGUUGCGUAAGAUUCAAGAACAGCUUCAAAUGGUCCAUGGUCAAGGGCUUCAGAUGUUUUUGCAGCAAUCAACUCCUGGAUUAAACUUUGGUUCUGUGCAGCUUACUUCUGGGAACUCUUCUAACAUUCAGCAGCUUACAUCAAUAAACAUGCAAGGUCAAGUUGUUCAGGCUAAUCAAAUUCAAGGCGGAAUGAACACUGGGCAUAUUAGUACUCAGCACAUGAUACAGCAACAGCCUUUGCAGAGUACAGCAACACAGCAUACUCAGCAAAAUAUACUUAGUGGGCACAAUCAACAGACUUCUCUUACCAGUCAGUCACAGAAUACACUUUCAGCCCCCUUAUAUAACACUAUGGUGAUUUCCCAGCCAACGACAGGAAAUGUGGUCCAGAUUCCAUCUAGUUUACCACAAAACAACAACCAGAGUGCUGCAGUAACUACUUUCACCCAGGACAGACAGAUCAGAUUUUCUCAAGGUCAGCAGCUUGUCACAAAAUUAGUCACCGCCCCUGUAGCAUGUGGAGCGGUAAUGGUCCCAAGCACUAUGUUUAUGGGGCAGGUGGUGACUGCCUACCCCACUUUUGCUGCACAACAGCAGCAGCCACAGACAUUAUCAAUAACGCAGCAGCAGCAGCAGAGUCAGCAAGAGCAGCAACAGCAGCUCAGUACGGUUCAGCAAUCGGCUCAAGCUCAGCUGACGCAGCACCCGCAGCAGUUCUUACAGACAUCCAGGCUACUUCAUGGAAAUCAAUCAACUCAGCUUAUUCUCUCUGCUGCUUUCCCACUACAACAAAGCACUUUUACUCAAUCACACCACCAGCAGCAUCAAUCUCAGCAGCAGCAGCAACUCUCACGACAUAGAACUGACAACAUGAUUGAUCCUUCCAAAGUUCAGCCACAGUAGCACGGGGAUUCACUUCUUCUAGAAGCAAACAGCAGGGAGGAGCUGCUCCAUAAACAGUUGCACUGAUGAUAGUAGAGGUAGAAGUCCAAAGGCUUUAUAAAGUACAGUAUUGAGGUCUACUUCUAACUUCUGGGAAUCUGUUUGCAGAAGAAACUACUACAAAAUGUUGUGGAGGUACCUUAGAUACAAACAGCAAAAAGAUAACAGGGACAUGGCCAACUUUGACAGUCUUUUAGUUGUCCCAAUUUCUGUGUUCUAAAGGAUGUGCUACCACGUAAUAACUUGUCCAGAUCAAGUCUCAAACCCUCAAUGAACCAAAAAGGGUUCUAAAAAUGUUGGUAUCUUUAGCAGUCCUGUAAGUUUGUCAAAUGUGACCAUGGACACACAGUUGCUCACAAUAAUGCUACAAAUACAGUCCAAAAGACAUUUAAUUUUUUUUUCAGAUGAUUAUGGGACAAGUAAAUAUUUUCAAAAUGUUGUGUGGAAUCAGAUUCUGUAUUGUACAGAUGUAAAAUAAUGUGUAUAUGUCUGGAUAAAAGGAGAGAGAGCAAAAAUAUUUUAUAUGAUGCAUGAAAAUGUAAUCUUGUUGUUUGUAGGUUUGAAUGUUUCCCUAAAUUCUCACACCAUGCGCCGACUAAUAUUUUCCUCUGUUCUACCCUUUUGUUUACAACAUGAUGCAUCAUAAUUUUCACCCUUAAUGUGGGCACAAGUCUCUUGUUUGUGCUUUGUCUGCGAUGUCACAGUUUGUUCAGUGAGGUAUAGUGUGCUGGUUAGUGGAUUUUUUGGGGUUAAAUUAUUGAUGAAACUGUUUGAACUGAUGGUCACGCAUCAGGAUCCAAGACAUUCAGAUUUCAGAAAUAUCAUCCAUCAUUUCACAAUUAUUCAUUGUUUUUUGAUUGAAAAAUAGGAAUUUGCACUGCUUUAUUGUGGAUGGUUUGGAAUUUUACUCCCCAAAGCUAUCUUUUGAUAUAGAUCAUAGUUGGAAAUAUUUAUGUAAAAGGUUUUAAAAAAACUACAUGAAAGUAAUUUUCAAGAAUGUGUCAGUUAUAGGAGUAAUUUGCACAACAAUAUAUUUACACUUAAUAACAUUUUAGGCACUUUUUAACCACCUUCUCUGUGGUGAGAAUUGUAACUUUUUAAAAUAUGUUGGAAUCUUUUUAUUGUCCUUUAAAAAUUAGAUCUUUCUUUAGUCAGAACUGAUUCAGGAUCAUUUUAAAACAAAAAAACAAGAAACCCAUAGUGCCUUGAUUUUAAUUCAGGUGAUAACAUUGAACAUCUUGAAUUAUGUUGUCUUGAAUCUGUUACGAUUUUACAAUUUUGAAGUCUUAGUACAAUCUCAACAAAAUGUGUUUCUACUUCAGAGCUAUAUCUUGUUUGUGUUCAUAUAUUACAAGUAUUUUAACAAUCGUCUGAGUUGAGAUCAUGAGCAUUUUUUAAAGGAGUGCCUCUCCCCUCAAACACUAAAAUGGAAACAGGUAUCUAAUGAUUUACCUGUAAAGUGUUCAGAGAAUAAGAAGUAGCGCUCUUUAGUGGCUCCAAAACACAGAUUAGUCAUUUGGGGGGGGGGGGGAUUAAUCUGACACUUUUUAAUCAGAUCAAAUCCAACUUUACUUUAUUGAUUGGAAUUUAAUGGAAAAAUAAAGAGGGGAUUAGGACUGCAUGUUUAACACUCUGAGUAUUGACUUAAAAAGGGAUACCACUAAACUAAGACUUCAAAAGGCAACCUCACUUUAUAAAGAUAAUAAAAAGUUCCAACAGAAAUGAUUUCCUAUUUUUAAAUGUUCAGUAGAUUUCUAUGGUACUACUUUGUACAGAUCACAUCUGCAGAGCAAAAUGAGCUAAUACCAAGGUAGACUUGGUAGUUAAAAAAGAAAAUUAAUUAAAAUUAACACUGAGGAGGGAAAGUUUUUAGUCAAGAAGCUGAAUUAAGUCAGAGUAUUAGGGAGGAGCUGUAUGAAUGUAACCAAAUUGUGGUGGAAUAUUAAAUAUUAGGAACAGUUUGAUUGUAUUAUUGGGUGACCAGAGCUGACUGAAAGGUAGUGCUAAGUUAGUGAACACUAGAUGCAGUUACCUUUUGAGGCUUCUUCCUAAAAUGAGCUUUGGCCUCUCCACUGUCAUCUCAUCAGAUUAGCCCCUCACCUCCAAACCAUAAAGCAACAGGUCAACAGUGGAUCCUGGGAGAAUCACAGUGGAAAAGGGAGGAGGGCAUAAGAAGUAAAGAACCAAAGAGAACUGGGUUGGUUUCUGUUCCAGGAAGUCUCUUGCAACAAGGAGUAGGAACAGAUACAAAUAUUAAACAUAUCCAGGAAACUUUCCAUUUCUGUGCUCUUUAAAGGCAUUUCUGUCAUUCCCUGAACCAAUAUAAUUGUCAGAAACAUAUAUUUUUUUUAAGUUUUAGAAAAGCAAAACUCCAUUGACUUCCCCGCCCCCCCCCCCCCCAUAUUGCCUUGCCUAAUCCUGCCAUACCAUUCCACCUGUAUCCAAAAUUUAAGAUGCAUUGACCAGAGGUCCAUUCCAUAAAGACUUUUAGUGGGAAAUAGACUUGUUAGGUAAAGGUUUUAACCUAAUUACAAUAAUAAAAUAGCACUAAAGAAGAAAAUUGGGAGAGCUUUAAUAUUACUCUUAGAAAUAUAGUGUGGUGGUAAAACCAGCCGAUAAACUGUAGCAGUUGCAGCUACAGUAAAUGCAGAGCAUAACCAGCAGACAGCUGAGAGAGUUUUAUAUAUAAGCUUCAUUCAAACCCCUUCUAUCAACCAAAAAAAUACUUUGGUGUGCUGUUGUAGGUCAGACAAUAAAAAGGCAGCCUAACUUAGGUGUGAGAGGUUUUUAUAUAAACAUAGCUAUUGGAAGAGGACUAAGAGGAAAAAAUCUGUCCUUUGAUCAAGAAGCCUUCCAUAAGCUCAGAGGGGAAAGUCAUCCAAAAAUGAAGCUACACUUUACCUGCUAGCUGAUAAAGAGAAGAGGGGGAAUUCUAAGAGACUGGAAAAUUAUUACAUACAUUUGAAAAGCUUCUGCCACAAUUCCGGCAAAUGUUAAAAAAAAAAAAAACCGAGAAAAAGCACACAGUAUUUCACUGACUCUAAUUGGCGUGGAUGCUCUGCUUCUCUUUCACUGACUAUUAAAGGAUUUGUGAUCAAACAAGGCUCACUUCUGCUCCUAUUAAAGUCAAUUGCAAAACUCCAUUGACUUCUGUGGGAAGAAAAUUGGGCCCCAGUCUCUCUCUCUUCUAAUCAGCCUUAUGCUUCUGGCCAGCUUAUUCACUGGUGUGGCAAACCUGUUGUUUGUGACAUCCCAAUAGAUAUCACAGCAGCAAAUGCUAUGAUGUUUAAUGUUACAGAAUGACUCUGACAGGAGUGAGGAAGUUGGAUAAGAAGGAGAAAAUGUUGUAUUAUGGAUAAAUGCCUUGGUGACAUACAGUUAAGAAAAAUAUCAUGCUGUAUUUUCUUAAUAGAGUUUUGAUGAGAAAAUUAGUAAGUUUGCCUGGGUUGGGUGAGAACUCAAAGAAAAGCCUCAGAAUUUCAGAGGGAAAAGAAAUAUAGCUAUUUUUAUAUUAUAUUUAAUAUAUGUUAUAUUUGUAUAUAAAUAUGAAAAGAUUAUAGUAAGAACUCUCCAUAUGCCUUCCAUUUUAUCUAAACGUUUACCUCCUGGUGCUAUGGCUCCAGUGUAUCACCAUCUUUGUAGGCAUUAUGCCUGUUGCCAACCAACAUCAAAGUUAAUGUUCCAAUAUCCUUACAACAGAUAGGCCCCAGUUCAGCAGUGUGCCUAACCUGAAGCAUGUAAGUUAGUCCAAUUUAAGUGAAUGCUGACAUACUGUGCUGAAUAGGGUCCUCAGUUCUCCUCAGUGCCCAUGCUGGCAAUUUUUCAUGGGAAAAGGAGAAACCCUCGCAAGACUCGAGUAGCGCAGUUUAAAAAAAGGUUUUGGAAUAAUGAUAAGCACUUUACUGAAAAGAACUAUUCGGAAAACAGUUAAUUAUUUUAGGCAAUGGAACGGUUCAAAAGUGGCCCAACGGGAUUCGAAUGUAGAAAACUGUCAAAGAGGCAUUUCUGGAAAAUGUUUCUAAAUGUGGUGAUCCUUUGAGGCUCUAAGCGUGAGAUUAAAAAGGCAUCUAAAAUUGGUUGAUUUUGUUUUAAUAUGGCCUUAGGAAAGGCUAAAUCUACAUAAAUACUAGCUUCUUUUGAGAUUUCUUUUAAAAUUGCACAAUUGCCUGUGAGAAAGAAAUGAUCAGUAGGCUUAUUAACCUGUUCAGUAAUUCUAAACGGCCCUUGGGAUUAUAAUUUGCAUUAAAAUAUGUGUAGAGGGUUUACAGAUGUGGCCUUUAGUAGACUGUUGCAGUCCCCAAAUCUAGAAUAACUAGUAUUCUUAGAGAUAAAACCAGAUGUAGUUAUGAGUACAUUUUAAAUGCCAUGGCAUCAUGCAAUGUCAGCACAUGCAUGUUAGAUUCGUGUCUCCCUUUGAAAUCAUUCUUGAAACAAGAUACUCAUUGAGAAGGGCUGGGGAAAUUAUUAUUUUUGGAUAAAAGGGAGAAAAAGACCAGCAUAGUACUGAAUCUUCUUUUUUUUAAUCCUCCCCAGUGGAAAAAGUUAAAAACUAUUUGAAACUCAUUGGGAUAAAGAAUUUUGUAUCUAGUAUAUUUGAAGUUGAAUGUUAAAUGGCUCAUAGUACAUGAGAGAAACUUUGAGAGAUUUUUAAAUUAAAUCUGGUUGUCCAUUAGAACUUUUUUUUUAAUAUCCUGAUUUUAACACUACAUUCCUUGUUUUUUUCUUUAAUAAACAAGUAAUUUACAGGCUCUGUUUGCUUCAUGCUUUGUCAUCUGCAUGGGUUUGGCCAGCAUGGUAUGCUAAAUUGUACCUAUAAAUAAAAAGGAAAAACAAAACACUGUGUAUGAACAAAAUACUGUAUUGCCUGAUAUGGAGAUCCCAGCCAAGACUGAGAAGUGCUGCACUAACAGACAAUCAAAAUGGGUGACUAUUUAUGAAAGACUUUGGGGAAUGAUCUUAAAGAAGUAACUGCUUUGAAAGCAGUUGGUUUUUUUUUAAAUAAGGUAAAACUAUUUAUUUUAAAAUAUAUCAAUUGGAUUGAAUUUUGAGUUUUUAAGCAGUGUUGAAUUCACAGUGUCUUGGGUUUUGGUUUGGUUUUGUACUUUCUAACUGGCAUUAGAAUUGUAUAUGUAGAAAACUAGUGCCACUCAUACUGACGUCAGGAAAUGUAGAUACAGUUUCCUGGUGUUCAUGUGACCAUUACUAACUGUCAAUUUUUUAAAUUGAAUAAAUGUAACUCAUUUGAAAUUCUACUUCUUGUAGCUUCUAAGGUUCUGGUAACUUUUCUGAUUUCACUUUUAUAUCCUACAGGGUUCCAUAGUUAAAGAUCUCUUAACAUUUGAACAAAUAUACCAAAGGCACUUCCUUUCUUCCAUACCCUGACAAAGAACAGUGAUAUGGCAAAUGAGGGUAGAGCUAUAUUUAAAAUGUAUAUUGCACUUUUUCUUGCCUACUUUCUGUAUCGCUUCAUAAAAUGAUGGCCUGUCCUGAAGAUUACAGAGAUGUCAGUGUUUCUUAUAUCUGGUAUUGUUUUCAGCCCUUGUGUAAGGGAUAUAAGACAGAUGGCAGUCUCUGUUUUAGUUAAAAUAAUCUAAUGCUUUCAAAGAGUAGUAUUAUCUGUUCAGAUUAUGCCCUUGGAUAUAUCUGUGUAUUCUUCAUGAUGCGUAGGUGUAACAGAAGGCAGAAUUUGACCUAAUUUAUGUGUCUUCAUUACUAUCUUGAAACUGAUCAAGCCAGUCUUGUUUGAAUAUGUACUCUUUGCAACUAAAAUGUUUUAAUAAUGAA
This is a messenger RNA of Chrysemys picta bellii (western painted turtle), 8839 nucleotides long. It is a transcript of the gene CLOCK, whose product is annotated as clock circadian regulator. Gene Ontology annotation, cellular component: cytoplasm; CLOCK-BMAL transcription complex; nucleus. NCBI's taxonomy places the organism in Eukaryota, Metazoa, Chordata, Testudines, Emydidae. Gene Ontology annotation, molecular function: DNA-binding transcription factor activity, RNA polymerase II-specific; E-box binding; protein dimerization activity. The record is from RefSeq and is a predicted model, not a curated record. Gene Ontology annotation, biological process: circadian regulation of gene expression; regulation of transcription by RNA polymerase II.